AUGUGCCGCUUGUCAGUAACAGAAGAAGUUUCAUCAGCUAUAGCAGAAUCAUUAGCAGCAGCAAUAGUAGAAUUGGCAUCAUCAGUAGAAGUAGCAGUGGUCGAACCAUCAUCAGUAACAGAAACAGAAGUAUUUACAACAGCAUUAGCAGAAUCAUUAUCAGAAGCAGCAGCAGCAAAAGGAGCAACAACAGAAUUGACAUCAUCAGUAGAAGCAGCAGUGGUCAAACCAUCAUCAGUAACAGAAGCAUUUACAGAAUCAUUAUCAGAAGCAGCAAAAGGACUAAAAGUAGGAUUAACAUCAUCAGUAGAAUCAGCAGUGGUCAAACCAUCAUCAGUAACAGAACCAUUUACAGCAGCAUUAGCAGAAUCAUUAUCAGAAGCAGCAGCAGCAGCAAAAGGAGCAACAGCAGAAUUAGCAUCAUCAGUAAAAGCAGCAGUGGUAGAACCAUCAUCAGUAACGAAAACAGAAGUAUUUACAGAAGCAUCAGCAGAAUCAUUAUCAGAAGCAUCAAAAGGACUAAAAGUAGGAUUAACAUCAUCAGUAGAAUCAGCAGUGGUCAAACCAUCAUCAGUAACAGAACCAUUUACAGCAGCAUUAGCAGAAUCAUUAUCAGAAGCAGCAGCAGCAAAAGGAGCAACAGCAGAAUUAGCAUCAUCAGUAAAAGCAGCAGUGGUAGAACCAUCAUCAGUAACAAAAACAGAAGUAUUUACAGAAGCAUCAGCAGAAUCAUUAUCAGAAGCAGAAAAAGGAUUAACGGCAGAAUUAGCAGCAUCAGUAGAAGCAGCAGUAGCCGAACCAUCAUCAGUAUCAGAAGUAUUUACGGCAGCAUCAGCUGAAUCAUUAUCAGAAGCAGCAACAGCAGAAUUGGCAUCAUCAUUAGUAAGAGAAGCAGAAGCAUUUCAGCAGCAUUAG
Molecule: messenger RNA, 915 nt
Organism: Leptopilina heterotoma
Lineage: Eukaryota; Metazoa; Arthropoda; Insecta; Hymenoptera; Figitidae
Product: hyphally regulated cell wall protein 3-like
Exons: 1
Coding region: 1-915 (304 amino acids)
Source: RefSeq, a predicted model, not a curated record